Messenger RNA from Cladophialophora immunda, 1986 nucleotides. RefSeq lists its product as uncharacterized. Lineage: Eukaryota; Fungi; Ascomycota; Eurotiomycetes; Chaetothyriales; Herpotrichiellaceae. The transcript has a single exon. Bases 826 to 1326 code for a protein of 166 amino acids. The record is from RefSeq and is a predicted model, not a curated record.
AUCACGACCAGCCCAUAGUCUUGCGUUUCCUUUGGCUUCCGGAUUGCCUCGCUUGGCACAGCAAUCCAGCAUUAUCCUGUCCUGAGCUGAGGGGCAGAAGGCGGUGGGAAGAACACACGGCGGACAAGACGCCAUCGACGAUGACUCUUGAGCAAUUGUCAAGUGGACUCCAUCAAGGCGAAAUGGAGGACAAACUGAGCACCUUAAAAGCCCGCAAUAAAAGAGUAAGGUGAGUGUACCUGGAGUCUAAUUCGUUCCUUGGAUGUCGCCAUCACCAAUCGAGAUGGCAUGUGUCUAAAGCCAGGCUUCCUUUGUCCUCAUUCUUCGGCCUUGUCUGCUCAUCCCCCUCUGGGGCGUGACAAUAUAAGGGGACGAGGCAUUUCCUCCAUUUUGGACGACUGCAUAGACAUCUCCGUCAAGUUCAAGUUUGAAGAAAAAAGUGGUUUUGGCUAUCCGAUUCCUUCCUUUCGGCAAAGCACCUCCUGGCGUCACACGUAAGACUGUGAACGCACAGCCCUUCUGUUUGGAGUAUCCUGUACUUGUGGAGAAGCGUCAGGCAACACGAAACACCAGUGACAUCAAAGCCCGGAGCCUUUUUGCGUGCUCGGCCCUGUCCAUUGUCCUGUGUACAGCUCAUCCCGACCGUCUAGGAUUGGAGCCAGCCUGCCACCUGGACCGAACGAAAUACCUCGUUCUGCCUCGACCUCACACCAACUUGACGACCUUGAUAGCAAGAGUCUGAAGGCCCUCAAGUUUGAUACGUGAUAUUCUGAAUAUCUCUCUCGAGCCGACUUCUCCGGCACGUCUCAAUUGGUCGUUGGGGGGAUGGAAGGCUUCGCAAAACACUCGUCUGGGUCGCCGCCACUACAUAGCCCAGGUUCAGUCGAUUCAGAUUCUGGCCGAUCGUCAAUGGGAAGAAAGACGUCGACGUCGUCCUCUGCAUCUACACAACCCAUCACUCCCAUCUCACCUCGCCUGUCUCCCAAGGUUCAGCUGGUCCCUUACGCCCGGACUGCCAGCUUCGACAUUUCUCUGUCGGAAGCGGAGCGAGAACUGUUGGACAAGGCCUCGACCAAUUUCGAUGCUCUCGACCUGUCGUCCAAGGACUUUGACUUUGAAGAUAUCUUCACGUAUGACAAACCUCAAAAGAAACUCACCAGAGGCGUGGUCGAGGUGUCCAGACCGACUCGAGACUACCGAGACUGGUCCUCCUUCUCUUUCUCCCACUAUUCGGCAGCCGUGAACGCUCGGCAGAAGGUCAACAAAGCUAAAUCGGGGAUUGGGGGGUUGUACCUGAAGAACAAGGCGGAUGCACAAAAGUCUUGAACAAUGAGGACAGGCUGGGUUUGGAGUUAGGGAACUAGGCGUUGGUACUUGGCGUCACGGAUGUCGAUAUCUCUGGGUCUCUUUGGGUCUCUCCUCUCGCAAGACGUCCGCCCUCACCUCGAUCCGACCGACACAGGCGAUUCGAUUUCAGACCGGUAUUCUUGCACAUGGAGAGACACGGCGGUCCGUCUGCUGGCAAUUCCAAGGCGUCCGAAACCCCCUCAACGAGAGGAAAGGAUAUUCGUGACUCAAAAAGUCGAUGGCGUUUUGGAUUCCCAAAAGAAAGGAAACAUAACACACAACAAGCAAUUGGAGCUUGGACUCGGAUGAAUCAUUUCGGGAUCAAAUCCAUUCGAGGAUUAGCAUGAUAGACACGAUAUUUGAUCACUCAAAAUGACAACCUGCAGAAGGUUUUGCGCUCGCAUGAAAAUGAGCCUGGAAAUACCUAUCUCAUUCAAGAAGGUAGUAUGCAUAAAGCUAAGUGGCCGGUAGACUCCUUGAAUACGAUUUCGCUUGGGGAUGCCCUAUUUUCAGCCCGGAACCACACUCCCAUGCGAGAGGGCCGGUGCCACGUUUCGGUGUUGGUCUGGUGAAAGAGCACGAGGCUUUAAGAGGCUAAAGUCGUAGCUUCGCGAGGUGGUUCUAAGAAUGAAUAUAGCG